AUGGCUAUCACGGUCCCCUUUCAGAGCUUGCAUAGGCGGCGCACAACUAAGAGUUCGGCCGGGUCAUUCGAUGCAAACUCUACCAUCUGGGAAGAUGACGGCUACUGGUACAAAUUAGACCUUCGCAGGAAUACCAGAGCUCGCAGCAUAUUCGCGGGGCUUGCUUCCUUCCUCUACCUCCUCUCCUGGAUAUUCCUCAUGCUGAUCGAGCUCGGCCAAACUCGAAAGAACAGUAUACUCGGCGAGAUCUACUUCUUCAGGCUGUCUCUGGCCGACAUCAUCCCUACCUCUAUCCAGAACGCUCAGCUCAUCAACUCCAUCGCCCGCGGCAUUGGCCUCCAUGACUUUUAUCAGCCCGGUCUGUGGAACUUCUGCGAGGGUUAUAACGAUGAAGGCAUUACGAGCUGCUCUACUCCCAAGAGUUACUACUGGUUUAACCCAGUUGAGAUUAUCUUGAACGAACUUCUCUCCGGGGCCACCAUAGCAUUGCCGGCCGAAAUCACUCAGAUCCUUGGUAUUCUCAAGCUUUGCUCCAACAUUAUGUUCGCCUUCUUUCUCGCAGGCACUGUCAUCUCCUUCGUGAUGGUCUUCCUAUCCCCCAUCGCCAUUUUCUCGAGGUGGUGGGCCUUGCCCAUGUCGCUGAUUUCUUUCCUGACCUUCCUGGUCAUUCUGGUCGGCAGUGUGAUUGCGUCGGUCAUCAGCUUCGUCUUCAAGUACGCCGCCACCGCGCAGACAUCCCUGAACAUUAAUGCGUAUGUGGGAACCCGCAUGUUCGUCUUCAUGUGGAUAUCGACCGGGUGUGCAUUGAUAGCGUUUAUCCUCCACGCCGGCAUGGGAUGUUGCUGUACCAGCCGACGGGACCUGAAGAGUGGCAAGAAGCCGAUGCGGCACUCGAGCAUGAAGAGGGCGCAGUCACAACGUUCUCAGCGCUCUCAGAUGUCCCAGGUGAACCACUCCAGAGACACUUCGGCGGCUAGUCAGCAACCACAAGGGAGGAGUCGGAGCAACACCGCUUUCUCAUUCGACCAACAGCCGGCGGGGCAGAACAGGAGCGGCACGGCGCUCUCAACGCAUGACGAGAACGGAGUCAGCCGGUCGAACUCUUUGAACACGAGCAACGUGAGCCGGUCCAACACCCUGCGCGGUAAUAACGGGCAGGUCAGCCGGUCCAACAGCUCCGUUACCAAGCCACAACAGGCUGGCAGGAGCAGGACCAAUACACUACGGUCCAUUCGGUUCCAAGACGAACGGCCGCCCUCGUACGAAUCCGAUAUGACGGCCGUCAAUGAGAGGCAAAAAGCACCGAGCCCGCAACACCAACGAGGCACAAGUUCCUAG
Molecule: messenger RNA, 1338 nt
Organism: Diaporthe amygdali
Lineage: Eukaryota; Fungi; Ascomycota; Sordariomycetes; Diaporthales; Diaporthaceae
Exons: 3
Coding region: 1-1338 (445 amino acids)
Biological process (GO): fungal-type cell wall organization
Cellular component (GO): cell cortex of cell tip; plasma membrane
Source: RefSeq, a predicted model, not a curated record